UUUUUCAUUGUCACCGCUUUUUAAAUUUUCCAUUUUUCUUUAAAUUUCCUUCCUUCCAUCAAUUUUGUUUCCUUACUUGCGCACUUUACUUUUGUCUAUUUUCUCCUCAAUCCCUCAUUUUUACUUUUAUAAAAUAUAUUGGACAGCUAAUUGUAUUGUCCUUCCGCCCUUCUAUGUAUGUAUUUGCUUUUGCAUGGUCAACGGUCCUUUUAAAGGGGGAGAAAGGACAUGUGUUUGUUUGUGGCACUAUUUACUCUUGAGAAUACUUUUAAAAAUAAUUUUGUUAUAUUUUUGUUUGGUCAAUGCCAUUUUAAUUUAAAAUAUAUUAAUUUAAUUUUGUAAUUACUAGUUAUUUAAAUAAUUAUUUUUUUCAGAAAUUUAUUUUAAAAAAACUUUCAUUCCAAAAAAAUAUUUUUCCCUUAUUUGAUCUCUCCCCCUUCUCUACCUUCACUUCAUCUCAACGGGUAUUUAAAAAACCAAACAACUACUUUUAUUUUUCAAAUAAUGCAACAACAAAAAUUAAAAUUAAUUAUUUUCUAUUAAAAAAUGAUUAAAAUUUUAUUUAAUUUUUUAUUUUUAAUAUUUAUUUUGGAAUUAUUUAUUAAUUAUUUAAUUUUUGGAGUAAAUGCAAAUAAACACAGACAUCAUAAAAUUCGCCAUAGUAGAAGUCCUUCCCCCACAUUUUCUCAUUUACUUUCAUCAUCUACACCAACAGAUUUUCAAUUUACAGCUCCAUUUUAUAAUUUAAGUAUUUUUGAAAAUUCUGUCGGUCAAAGGGCGAAUAUAGCUUUAAAUCCAUCAAAUGCCCAAAUGGUUGGGUGUUGGUUACCCAAAGGGUAUAACCAAAUACAAUUUAGAAUUACUCAAGGAGAUGAACAAAAUCGUUUUGGUGUUAAAAGUCAAAGAUUGGGAAAUUUUGCAUUUUUGUUGUUAGAAUAUAAAGAUCAAAUGGACGUUUUAAAUAGAGAAUUACAACCAGAAUUUAAUUUAAUUAUAUUAGCUACAACAAAAAGGAGAAGGGGAUUAGCAUUAGAAUCUAUAGCUAAAAUAAAUAUUCGUGUAUUGGAUGAAAAUGAUAAUCCUCCAAUGUUUAAAGAAUUAAAUUAUUUUUUAAAUUUAAAUAUUUUACCUUUACCUUUAAACUCUAAAAUAAUUAAAUUGGAGGCAUUUGAUGCUGAUGAGGGAUUAAAUGGAGAACUUUUAUAUUCUUUAAUUAAACCUUCUAAAUAUUUUUAUAUUGAACAAACAACUGGUUGGUUACGUACAUUUGCCUCCCUAGAUUCUCUUAAAUUACCAACAAAUAUAACUUUGGAAGUUAAAAUAGAAGAUAGAGCAUCUAGAUUACAAAAUUCAAAUAAAGAAUUAAAUUCUUUUUCCUCUCCAAAUUUAUUUAAUAUUAGAAAUAAAGCUUUUGUUGAAAUACAAAUUUUGGAUGGAAAUGAAAUGUUAAAACAACCAAAGAUAAUUUUUCGACAAAUUCACUUUCAACCAAUUUUGGAGCAUCCAGUUCCCGUUGCUUUAAUUGAAUUAUUUGAUAAAGACUUGCAAAACAAAGAAAAUAUAAAUAUUCAAUUAUCUCGAUUAAAUACACAAUUUAUUUGGAAUUGUGCUUGGAUUGAAAGAAUUAAUUUAAUACAAUUUGCUUUAAAUAUUUGCCCUCAAUUUCCCCGUGACAUUUUGGGAUUAGAAGAGACUUUAACUGUUAGAAUUAGUGUUAGCCGGCAAAUAGAUUUACUAAAUGGUAAAAGUAUUACUUUUGGUGAUCAAGAAUUUCAAAUAAAAAUAGACCCUUCAAUUGGUAGAAAAAUAACAUUAAAUGCUGGAAAAUAUGUUGGAGAUAAUUUAAUAAUUAAUUUAAAUGAGUCAAUGCCUGUUGGGAGUGUUUUGUGGCAAUUUCAGGCAGAAAUAAAUAAUUUAUCGAAUAAUUAUUUGGUUGAUAAAGGGAAAAUUAGAUUUAAACUUUUACGUCACCAACAACAACAAAAAUUCCCCUUUGAUUUAGACCAAUUAACCGGCCAAUUAAAAUUAAUUUCUUCUCUUGAUUAUGAAAAUCCUCUUCAUCAAAAACAAUUUAAUUUUUCUAUUGUCGCCCAAUUAGAAUUGGGAAAUUCAAAAAAAUCUUUAAAACUUCAAUCAACGCCUUUGGAAAUUAAAAUUAAUUUAUUAGAUUUUAAUGAUAAUUGCCCCGAAUUUUUAGAGAUUCCUCUAAAUAAUUUAAUUAUUAUUGAAGAAAAACAUUUAAGACCUUUAACUUCAAGUGAUAAUAUUAUUUGGAAAGCUAAAGCAAGAGAUCUUGAUGAAGGAAAAAAUUCCGAAAUAAUUUACAAAAUAAUUGGUGAUAAUUGGCAAUUAUUUGAUUUGCAUCCAUUUAUUGGAGAACUUCGAUUAAUUAAAGAAUGGCCUAAUAGUCAACAACAAAUUAAUAUAAAAAUAUUAGCAAUGGAUAGGGGAUGGCCUUUCUCACAUCAAACACAAUUACCUUUAAUUAUUAAAAAGGAUGAUGGAAAAGAAAUUUCUGUCAGUCCAGAAAUUAUUCAAAAUACUUGCCAAAUGCCUAAUAAAUUUGCACCUGAAUUUUUAAUUAAAGAAAAUGAAAUAAUUGGAGAAAUAGAAGAAAAUGCUGAACAAAAUACUACAAUUGGUUAUAUUAAAGCAAAAGAUGAAGAUUUUGGAAUUAAUGGUUAUAUCCAAUAUUUUUUAAUUUCUUCAACAAAUAAUUCAAAAAUAAAUUCCUUUAUUGGAAUUGAACCAAAUAAUGGAAGAAUAUUUCUUUUAUUUUCUUUAAAUGGAAAAUUGGGGGGAAAUGAAGGAAAUAAUUUUGAUUUCCCCAUUCAAAUAUUGGCUAUAGAUAUGGCUGUAAAUAAAGAAAAACAAAGAGGAACUAAAAAAGAAUUUAAAAUUAGAGUAAAACCUGGAAGAAGAAAUGAACAUUCACCUUUAUUCGAGCAUUAUUCAUAUCGAAUAGCAAUUCGAGAAGAAAAUGCCCCCGGAACAGAAUUACUUCAAUUAAAGGCAUUUGAUCCUGAUUUGGGUGAUAAUGGAAGGAUUGAAUAUAAAUUAAUUGAAAAUAAUGAAAUAAAUAAAUUAAUUUCUGUUAAUUCCCAAAAUGGUUUAAUUAAAGCAAUUAAAUCUUUGGACAGAGAAGUUUUGGGAGAUUUAAUUACUUUUAAUGGUAUUUCUCUAGAUAAUAAUUUAAAUAAUUUCUUUAAAGUUUUGGCUUCUGAUUUUGGAAUUCCUCAACGUCAAACAUUAACAAAUAUAACUUUAAUACUUGAUGAUAUUAAUGAUCAACAUCCAGAAUGUUCGAGAGAAAUUGAACAAUUUUAUAUUUUGGAAGAUUCUCCGAAUGGGCAAUUGGUUGGGUGUAUUGGUGCUUUUGAUAAAGAUUUACAAAAAAAUAGUGAAAUAAUUUAUAUUUUAAUGAGUGAUAAAAAUAAAAAUAAAAAUAAAAUUCUUCCUUUCCGUUUGGAUGAAGAUAGUGGAUGUUUAUUUGUAGAUUUGGAACAACAACAAACUUUAAAUUUUGAAAAACAAAAAGAAUAUCAAUUUAAUAUUAAAUUAAAAGACAAAGGAACACCAACAUUAGAAUCUUUAAUUAAUUGUUUAGUUAAAAUUAAUUUAAUUAAAGUUUUUGACAAUUCAAAAUUAAAUAAACCAAAAUUCUCAGAAAUUGCUUUAGAAGCAAAUAUUGAAGAAAAUUCUCCAAUCGGGACAGAAAUUUUACGUUUAAAUGCUGAAAUUGAAGAAGAAAAAGAAGGAAUAAUUAAAGGGAAGAGAAAAAGAAGGCAACAUAAAAUAAAAAAAGAAAUUAAUUAUAAAUUGGUUGGGGGAAAUGGUUUUGGAUUUUUUGAAAUUAAUUCGAAAAAUGGAAGUUUAAAAACAUUAAAAGGUUAUUUAGAGGAAAGAAAAAAUAAUAAUUUUUUUUUGGAAAAUUUAGAAUUGGAUUUUGAAGACAGACAACAAUUUUGGUUAACAAUUAGAGCAGAAUAUUUAAACAAUUUAAAACAACAACAAACACAUCAACACAUUUUAAUUAAAAUUUUAAAUCAAAAUGACCGUUUACCUUUAUUUUCUAUGCCUUUAUAUAAAGCAAUUAUUAAUGAAAAUUGUGAAGAAAAUAAAGUUGUUUUAAAGGUAGAGGCAACAGAUGCAGAUGAACAAUCAAUUAAUAAAUUAGAAAAGAUAAUUAAAUAUUCAAUUAUAAAUGAACAACAAAAUUUUGUUAUUGAUGAAAAUACUGGUCAUAUAUUAACUGGAAAAAAUAAAUUAGAUAGGGAAAUUCAAUCAGAAUAUUUAUUAACAAUUCGUGCUUGUGACUUAGGUUUAUUAUGUUCAACUUCAAUUGUCCAAAUAAAUUUGGAAGACGAAAAUGAUAAUUUUCCAAUUUUUGAUUUAAAAUAUUUAUCUUCAUUAACGGCCCCAGCAAAUACUUUGGGAUUUUUAGGAAGAGUUUAUGCAAUAGAUAAAGAUUUUGGAAUUAAUUCGAAAAUUAAAUAUUGGAUUGAACCAAAAAAUGAAAAAAUUGAAAUUGAUGUAAAUGGACGAAUUUUUGCUAAAAUACCUUUAAAAGCUGGAACUUUGGUUGAAUUUGUUGUUUUUGCUGAAGAUGGGGGAAAUCCAAAAUUAAAGGGAAAUGCGAGUGUUAAAAUGCCUGUUUUGGAAAGAGCAAGUCGUUUAAGUGCCUCUAAUCGAGCCCCUUUCCUUACAAAUCCAGAAAAAUGGCGUGAAAUUAUUUUGACAGGCUUUGAAUCUUUGGGUUCUGUUAUUGGAACUAUUAAAGCAAAAGACGAAGAUGAUGACCCUCUUUGGUGGUCAAUUGAAGAUGAGAAUGGAGAAGAAGAUUCUCUCGCUCAAAAAUUUUUUGCUUUAAGAAAUGUUAAAGAAGGAGCUGAAUUAAUUUUAAUUGAAAAUAUUCAAGAAUUAAAUAAUAUACAAGAAAUUAUUGUUAAAUUUUCUUUAAGUGAUGGGGUGGAUACAAUACACGAUAAAUUAAUAAUUCGAUUAGAAUAUUCAAAAGAAAAUAUAAAAUUUUUUGAAGAAGAAAUUAAUUUACAAAUAUUUAAUGAAAUGCCUAUUGGAUAUAUUUUAUAUAAACCCCAAUUAAUUAAUAACAAUAAAAUUUCAACAAAAUAUUUAAUUCAUUACUUUUUACAUUUAAUUGAUGAUAUUAAUGGUUUUGAUGUAUUUCGUGUUGAUCCAAUAAAUGGAAAUGUUAUUUUAGCUAAACAAUUACCUCAACGUUUAGCUUCUCCCUUUACUUUAAUUAUUGGAGCUACAAUUUAUUCACAACAUCAAAAAUACAAUAUUAGCGGCUUUUCUACUCUCCGAAUAAAUAGGGGAGAGGAAAAUGAAAAUUCUCCAAUGUUUAUUGAAUGUUAUGGUAAAGAAGAGGGUUAUUUGGAAAUUUUACUUGAAGGCGAUGGAAAUCCUGGAGAUUUAAUAUAUACUUUUGAAGCUGUUGAUCCAGAUAGAGGAAAUUCUGGGAAAGUAAAAUAUUCAUUAAUUUAUGAACAGAAAAAGUAUCAGAAGCUCAUUUCUUUGGAUGAGACAACAGGGGAAUUGAGGUUAUUAAAAGGAUGGCCUAAAAAAUUGGAAGAAGUUAAUUUAUUAAUUCGAGCUACUGAUUCCGGAAAUUUUCCUCGUUCAAGUGAUUGUCAUUUAAAUUUAUUAGCACCAAAAUCUUUAAUUAUUUCCAAUCAAUUUCAACCAAAAUAUUUAAAUUAUUCAAUUAAUAAUUUUAAAAAAUAUUUUGGAAAAUUAAAUUCUUUAAUUUAUUCUCCAAAAAUUUUAAAUUAUUUAAAUAUUGAAGAAAAUGAGGAAAUUAAAAAUAAAAAAGAAAAUAAUUAUUUAAUUGAUACUUCUAAUUAUUAUUAUAAAAUAGAAGAAAAAGGAGAAUGUCAACAAUUAUUGUCAAUACAUUUUUCUAAUGGAAAAUUAGUAUUUAAUGGUGCCUAUACAGGUUUAAAUGAAUUAAAUUGUUCGAUAUAUUUAAAUUCGAGAGAAAAUGACAAAAAUAAUAUUUUAAUUUAUAAUAUUUUUGUUAAUUUAAAUUCAACAUUUUCAUUUCCUUUUAUUUCAACAUUUAAUGAAACUUUUGACAAUAAUAAUUUAAAUUCUUUAUUAUUAAAUGAAGAAAUAUCUACAUCAACAACACUUUCAACACUUUCAAUAAAUAAUGAAAAAGAAAUUCAAUUUUUACCUUCUUCUGAAAUUUAUUUCGAACAAUUUUUGUUAGAGAAUAAUUUAGAAUCUUCCUCAAUUUUUAGUUUUCCUCAACAAAUAUAUAAUUUAAAUAUUCCUGAAGGACGUCCUUUAAUUAAUCAAACAAUUCUACUUUCACUUUGGCCUUUACAGAAUAAUUUAUUUGGAAAUAAAUUGAAAUUUAAAUUAAUUUUUAAUAAAUUCGAAGAAAUUAUUUUGGAACGUUUUUUUAAAUUAGACAAAGAUUUUGGGAUUUUGUGGUUAAUAGAUGAUGGAAAUCCUAUGCCAAAAAUUUUAUUUGACAGAGAAGAACAGCCACAAAUAUUAAUGGCCAUUAAAGUUUUUGAUGAAGUUAAAAAUCUGUCAGCUUUAUGUUUGGUAAAAAUUAAUUUAGAGGAUAUUAAUGAUAAUCCGCCUAUAUUUUCUGAACAAAAAUAUUUAAUUAAUGUUUUUGAAGAUGCCCAAAUAGGCGAUCAAAUUCUUCAGCUUAAUGCAAAGGAUGCUGAUUCUGGAAUUAAUGGAAUGGUUAAUUAUGAAUUGGAAGAUGAGGCUUCAAUCCCUUCAUUUAUUCAAUUAAAUAAAUCUGACGGCCGUCUAUUAAUUUCUUCAUCAAUUUCUCGAAAAGAAAAACAACAAAAAAUAUUUAAUUUUAAUGUUUUUGCUAUUGAUAAAGGAAUACCUUCACUUUCAAGUCUUCCAAUACAAAUAAAUUUAAAAAUUGUUGAUGCCCAAAUACCAAUAUUUUCAGCAAAAAUAUAUCGAGUAGAAAUGGCAGAAAUGACUGAAAAGAAAAUUUAUCCUUCUCCUUUACUUCAAUUAAAAGCAGAAAUUCCAAACAAAAAUUUAUCAAAAAUUUGUUAUAAAAUUAAAAAUGCAAAAAUAAGUAAUGGAUUAUUAAAUAAUGAAGAAGAUGGAGGGGAAGAAGAGGAGGAAUAUUUAAAAUUAUUUAAUUUGGAUUUAGAUUCUGGACUUUUAUUUAUUUUAAAUUCAUUACCAACUUCAAACAAUUCAAAACAAUUAUUUAUUAAUUUAACUGUUGAAGCUUUUGUUGAAACUUCUAAAAAUUCAGGAAUUGCUAAUGUACUUGUUAGACUUCCACAAAAAUUAAUUCCAACAAUUUCUUUUAAAUAUCCAAUAUUUAAAUGGAAUAUUUUUGAAAAUUCUUCUGUUGGAACAUUUAUUGGAAAAUUGGAAUUAUUAAAUAAUAAUAAUCCUUCUUUGCCAGUUAAUUAUUCUUUAUUAAUAAAUAAAAAUCAAAGAAAAAUUCCUUCAAUUAUUUCAAUUCACCCUACAAAUGGGGAAGUUUAUUUGGCUAAUUUAAUUGAGGAAAAACAAAAAAUAUAUGAAUUUAAUGUUUUGGCUUUGAUUAAAUUAGAAAAUGGAAAUGUUGAAAGUUGUGAAGGAUUAAUUCAAAUUAAUGUUAUUUUUGGAGGGAAAGGAGGAGAAGAAGAAAAGUCAAAAGAAAAAGAUGAAAAAUUUUCUGUAGCUAAUCAGAACCAAUUUAAUUUAAAUUCCAAUCGAGAAUUAACUACUCCUAUACCACCAACAUUCAAACCAGAAGAAAGGAUUAUUAAAACAAAAGAAAAUUUUGUGGAAAAUAAUUUUUUGUUAAAUAAUUUUGUGAGAAGGCCUCCUCCUCCCCCUUCUAUUCAACAAAAUAUUUCAAAAAUUUUGAAAAAGGAAGAAACAAAUAUUAAAAAUGGACAAGUAUUAAAUGAAAUAUUAUUAAAUACAAAUAAUAAUAACAAUGAUUGGCUACAACAAUUUGUUGAUUCUAAUCGUUUAAUUCUUUUACUUCUUCCAACUUGUUUAUUGUCUUUAGCUUUAAUUUCUUUUUCUUUUUUUAUUUGUUGUCGGUAUUGUCAAAGAAAAAAUAAAAAUAAUUUAAAUAAUCGAAAACAACGAAAGUCAAUUAAAAAUAAAAGAAAUUUUGGUGGAGGAGGGACAACAACAUAUUCUGGUUCUUUUACUAGAGGAACUAUUGAAUUUCCAAGUCGGAGACAAACACCUGAUCCUGCUUGUAAUCCUUUAGUUCCUCGAAAAACAACUGCUAGCCAAGUAAUUGCCGACCAACAACCCCCACCUCCACGUCCACCUCGCUAUAGACGUGAUGCUCAUGGAACGGCUGCUCUUCCAACCGUGGAAGUUAAACCAAUGCAUAGAAUACAACAAAAUAAAGUUGAAAACUUUAUUCUUAAAAUUUUUUAA
Molecule: messenger RNA, 8409 nt
Organism: Meloidogyne enterolobii
Lineage: Eukaryota; Metazoa; Nematoda; Chromadorea; Rhabditida; Meloidogynidae
Source: the annotation of a GenBank genome assembly